This is a messenger RNA of Soboliphyme baturini, 255 nucleotides long. The record is from the annotation of a GenBank genome assembly. NCBI's taxonomy places the organism in Eukaryota, Metazoa, Nematoda, Enoplea, Dioctophymatida, Soboliphymatidae.
AUGCGGUAUUUGGCAGACAACGUCACGACGUUUCCGACUUGGAUCUGGACUUGGAUCGUGACUGUGGCUUAUUGCUCGCGUUUGACGACGACCACGUCGUCAUCGUCGCUGCUGUCGUCGUCGUCGCCAUCAGCCAACGAUUUUUCCUCCUCCUGCGCCUGCGCUAUUGUCCUCACCUCCUCACCUUCCCUCAACCCGAACUUGUAUAUGCCGACAACAGUGACGGCCCAUACGUGGAUCAUGAACAACGGUUGA